AUGGUUUUCUUGGUGAUUGUGUGGAAGCGUACAAAUAUGGUAGCGGCAUAUGGCUUUACCGUUGACCCUCGCCACAGAGAUAUAGAAGACCAAAAGGAUUCAAGAGGGAAACAGAAAAAUGGGGCUGGUGGUCUGACGUUAGUAGGUGCACAAAUCUCUAGAAGACCAGGAGAAUAUCGCACUACAUGA
Molecule: messenger RNA, 189 nt
Organism: Phycomyces blakesleeanus NRRL 1555(-)
Lineage: Eukaryota; Fungi; Mucoromycota; Mucoromycetes; Mucorales; Phycomycetaceae
Exons: 2
Coding region: 1-189 (62 amino acids)
Source: RefSeq, a predicted model, not a curated record